This is a messenger RNA of Epinephelus fuscoguttatus (brown-marbled grouper), 1013 nucleotides long. RefSeq lists its product as uncharacterized. The record is from RefSeq and is a predicted model, not a curated record. The coding region runs from base 74 to 955 and encodes 293 amino acids. The transcript has 4 exons. NCBI's taxonomy places the organism in Eukaryota, Metazoa, Chordata, Actinopteri, Perciformes, Serranidae.
AUACUUUACAACGCCUCUCUCCACCUGCCUCGUACGGUGACGUGAUGCGACACGAAUGCAGCUGUGAGAGACAAUGCUCAUUAAUUACAGUGCAUCAUCUGUCAGCUCACAAGUUCAGUCGCUGACUGAGAUUCAUCUCAUUGCUGUGACAUUAAAGAGAUCAUCUGCCACCGAGACGAACACCGCCGACACAAAAUGGCCUUUUUUCAAAAUCAAGGGGACGGUCAACAAGACCCACUCGCUGGCUUCUUCCAAGGCCCCGCGACAGGGGGGCAGGACUGCUCUGGGGGUGGCGACGGGAGCCAUAGGCCUGGAGGCAGGCAGGAUAAAGAUGAUCACCAUGGAAGAGACGAUUUCCAGAGAAGAGAAGAUCGCCAUGGAGGUGAUCACCAUGACCAAAGAGAAGAUCGCCAUGGAGGUGAUCACGAUGACCACCAGAGACGAUGCAGUCCUGACCGAGACCAUCGCCAGCACAGGAGCAGCCACAGCCCUGACCGAGACCAGGAUCAGUGCAGGGACAGAGGCAGCCCUGAUCGCCGUGGCCGUGACCGUGACCACAGCCCUCAUCGCAGAGGAAGCCCUGGCCGUGACCACAGCCCUCAUCGCAGAGGAAGCCCUGGCCGUGACCACAGCCCUCAUCGUAGCAAAAGCCGUGACCGUGACCACAGCCCUCAUCGUAGGGGAAGCCGCGGCCGUGACCGCCCUCAUCGUAGCGGAAGCCGCGGCCGUGACCACAGUGGUGGCAGCCAUGGAAGCUGCGGCAGUGGCAGUGGCAGUGGCAGCGGCAGCGAUGACGGGCACGGCGGUCGUCGCAAAAAAGGCGGGCGCAAACAUGGCCAUGGCCCUGGGCGUGGUUGUGGACGUGGACGAGGACGCCGCUAGAGAGGUGAAUACAGGCUGCAGAUUCACUGACGACCACGCCUUGUGUGAAACUCGAUCUGCCGUCCAGCCAUGAAAACGUUUAACUCUGCAUUUUUGCUCUUAUAUGAAAUAAAACAUUAUGAAGACAUGAA